AUGUCCAACGUCUCACUUGUUGCUUGGGCUCUGCCCAAGCUGUCAAGCCUCCUGCCUUUAGACGAAGAAUCGUUAAAACAGAUAAUAACUUAUUCCGCCAGGCUGUCCAAGGAGGAAAGCGCAGAGCAUUUGAAGAACCUCUUGGGCGAUUCACCACCAGUCCUAGAAUUCAUCUCUACCUUCAAUUCACGACGAGCCGAUGCUGGGUCAUCUGCCCCUCAGUCUGGUGCAUCGACACCUCGGGCAACCCCAGAAGAUGUUGCCCGCCCGGAAAGAAAUCAGGCAAAGAAGAAUAAACGAACCAAGGCGCCUCUGCACAAUGCUGGGCCGGUGCGAAAGCCCGAGAAUUACGGGAACGUAUCAGGCGCAUACAAAAAGGCCGAUCAAGAAGAAGAUUACAUGGCCGCCUCAUCGACAAAGCUCACUCGGCCGGGGGGUGCCCUUUCAGAAGCGCUGUCGUUAUCAGCUAAACCGGCUGCUUCCUUGCAGCCCUCAACCACAGCCACAGACUCAGCAUAUGGUUCAUCUUCGGCAAAUUCGCGGAAUCCGUCUCCAGUCCGAAAGUCUAAUGUAAAGGCUCCUCCAUCGGCAGCAGGUCCAUUAAUAUCAGAUUACUUGCCAAAUGUGAGAUCAAAGACAAGCAAAUCCCAAAGGCCUGCUGGUUCGGGUUCUGGACAAUCUACGCCUGCCAAGGGUUCUAUGACAACAACGAAUAUUGCAGACCUGACUUCCGCAAUCGCAGCACUCGAAUUAUCAACGAAUCCUACACAUAUCAAAAAUAGACAGAAAUGCGACUGCAAUGCAUCGAUACAUCCGCUUUUCAGUCCGGCUCCGAAUUGCCUCAACUGCGGGAAAAUUAUUUGCUCACUCGAGGGACUUCAGCCAUGCUCUUUCUGUGGUGCGCAAUUGCUGUCAGCCCAGGAGAUUCAGAGCAUGAUCAAAGAGCUACGUGCGGAACGAGGGCAGGAAAAGAUGAGGGCACAUAAUGAAGGUGUUCACCACGCCGGUAUGUUUGACUUAGGAGGUGCUCCUAGUAAACUAGACGCAGCUGUUGCCCACCGGAAUAAAUUGCUUGCUUUCCAGGCACAAAAUGCCCAGCGUACGCGUGUUGUGGAUGAAGCAGCAGACUUUGAAACUCCUAAUAUUGGAUCCACGCAAUGGAUGAGCCCGGCACAACGGGCACUGGCGCUCAAGAAGCAACAAAAGAUUCUACGUGAAAUGGAAGAAAAAGCGAAACCGGAGUGGGAGAAAAAGCAAACGGUUAUCAGCUUAGAUAUCAAAGGCGGACGGGUCGUUCGCACCUAUCAGGCUGCUCCAUCGGCUUCUGUUUCUAGUACCGUCGAGGACGAGGAGCUUGACGAGACGGCGGGCGCCAGCACAAUGGAUACUGGUAACGGAGGCGUAGCAUUUAGUAAAAAUCCUCUACUUGCAAGCGGUGGUUUGCUACGUCCUAUUUGGAAAGGUCCGGCCAAUGGUGAAGCUGGGGCGAAAGAGUCCGGUAAAGAAAGCAGGCGCAUGUGGCGCCGAGUACAAGAUGACAAUGAUGAUAAUGAACAAUGGAUUCUCGAUGGCGGUGCACACGGCUAUAGCAAUGAUAGCGGAGCGUGA
Messenger RNA from Talaromyces atroroseus, 1608 nucleotides. RefSeq lists its product as hypothetical. Gene Ontology annotation, molecular function: zinc ion binding. Bases 1 to 1608 code for a protein of 535 amino acids. Gene Ontology annotation, cellular component: nucleus. Gene Ontology annotation, biological process: regulation of DNA-templated transcription. The transcript has a single exon. The record is from RefSeq and is a predicted model, not a curated record. Lineage: Eukaryota; Fungi; Ascomycota; Eurotiomycetes; Eurotiales; Trichocomaceae.